CCGUUUCCGAUUUUUUAAUGCUGUUCCCCAUACAAUGGAGCAAGCCCAUGGCGCGCUGCCUGCUCCUCCGCCGCCACCUCACGGCCGCUUCUGCCGCCGCCGCCGCCGCAGCCACGCCGCCACUCCCCGCGAGGAGCGUCCACCGGGUGCUCGACAGGAGCGCGCACACCGACCGUAUCCAGGAGCUCGCCCGGCUCGGCCGCCUGCGGGAGGCCCGGGAGGUGUUCGACGCCAUGCCACACCGCAGCAUCUUCGCCUGGAACACCAUGAUCUCCGCCUACUGCAACAAUGGGAUGCCCAAGGACGCGAGAGCCCUCGUGGAUGCCAUCUCCGGAGGGAACGUGCGCACGAGCACCAUCCUGCUGUCGGGGUAUGCCCGCCUCGGCCGCGUGCUGGAUGCCCGCAGGGUGUUUGACGGAAUGCUCGAGCGGAACACCAUAGCAUGGAACGCCAUGGUCAGCUGCUAUGUCCGGAACGGGGACAUCACCAUGGCGCGCAGGCUGUUCGACGCGAUGCCGGGCAGGGAUGUCACGUCGUGGAACUCGAUGGUCACUGGGUAUUGCCACAGUCGACAGAUGGUGGAUGCAUGGCAUCUGUUUGAGCAAAUGCCAGAGCGCAACCUGGUUUCUUGGACAGUGAUGAUCUCUGGGUAUGCUAGAAUCGAGCAGCAUCGCAAGGCUUGGGACAUCUUUUGCAUGAUGCACCGUGAAGGCCUGUCGCCAGACCAGUCAAACUUUGCGUCCGUGCUUUUAGCUGUGACGGGUCUUCGGGAUCUUGGUGUUCUAGAGGGCCUCCGCCCUCUAGCCCUUAAGACAGGCUUUGAGAGUGAUGUGGUCAUUGGGACAUCCAUGUUAAAUGCUUAUACUAGGGAUGCAAGUGCGCUUGACACUGCAGUAAAAUUCUUCGAGGGUAUGCCAGAGAGGAAUGAGUACACAUGGUCAACCAUGAUCGCUGCACUAUCUCAUGGUGGUCGAAUUGAUGCUGCUACUGCCGUCUAUGAAAGAGAUCCUGUAAAGUCCAUUCCAUGCCAGACAGCACUGCUCACAGGCUUAGCUCGAUGUGGCAGGAUUACUGAUGCAAGGAUUUUAUUUGAUCAGAUUCCUGAUCCUAUUGUUGUGUGCUGGAACGCCAUGAUUACUGGGUCUAUGCAGAACGGAAUGGUUGAUGAGGCAAAGGAGCUGUUCGAUAGGAUGCCUUUCAGGAACACCAUAUCCUGGGCUGGAAUGAUUGCGGGGUAUGCACAGAAUGGAAGGAGUGAAGAAGCUCUGGAUUUACUCCAAGCGCUUCAUAGGAACGGGAUGUUACCUAGCCUAUCUAGUUUGACUAGUAGCUUCUUUGCUUGUUCAAAUAUUGGAGCUCUUGAGACAGGAAAACAAGUGCAUUCACUUGCUGUUAAGGCUGGUUGCCAGUUCAAUAGCUAUGUUGGUAAUGCUCUUAUUACUAUGUAUGGCAAGUGCGGAAACAUGGAGUAUGUGAGACAAGUCUUUAAUCGAAUGAGAGUGAAAGACACUGUGUCAUGGAACUCCUUUAUUUCUGCACUUGUACACAAUAAUAUGCUGGAGGAUGCAAGACAUAUAUUUGACAAUAUGCUCAGUCGGGAUGUUGUCUCUUGGACUACAAUAAUAUCUGCAUAUGCACAGGCUGAGCGGGGGAAUGAGGCAGUGGAGUUUUUCAAAAUAAUGUUACACGAGCAUCAAGUACCAAAUUCCCCCAUAUUAACUAUACUUUUCGGCAUUUGUGGAAGUCUUGGUGCUCCUAAGCUUGGGCAACAAAUCCAUACAGUAGCCAUCAAGCAUGGAAGGGAUUCAGAACUUAUAGUAGCUAAUGCUCUCAUGUCAAUGUAUUUCAAGUGUGGUUCGGCAGAUUCUCAUAAGGUUUUCAAUUCAAUGGAGGAACGGGACAUAUUUACAUGGAAUUCCUUCAUUACGGGUUGUGCACAACAUGGCCUUGGAAGAGAAGCCAUCAAGAUGUAUAAACAUAUGGAAUCCGCAGGGAUGUUGCCAAAUGAGGUCACUUUUGUGGGGCUUUUAAAUGCAUGCAGCCAUGCUGGUUUGGUAGAUGAAGGUUGGCAUUUUUUCAAGUCAAUGAGCAGGGAUUAUGGACUAACUCCUCUGCUGGAACACUAUGCGUGCAUGGUGGAUCUACUUGGGCGAACUGGUAAUGUGCAAGGAGCUGAACUAUUUAUAUAUGAUAUGCCUAUUGAGCCAGAUGCAGUGAUUUGGAGUGCUCUUCUUGGGGCAUGCAAGAUUCACAAGAAUGCAGAAAUCGGUAGAAGGGCUGCUGAGAAACUCUUCGCUAUUGAGCCAUCAAAUUCUGGCAACUAUGUCAUGUUAUCAAACAUAUAUUCUUCUCUAGGGAUGUGGGUAGAGGUUGCAGAGGUACGUAGAAUUAUGAAACAACAAGGUGUCACAAAAGAGCCUGGCUGUAGCUGGAUGCAGAUAAGGAACAAAGUGUACUCAUUUAUCACUGGAGAUAAACAACAUGAGCAAAUUGAAGAGAUAGAAUCUACCCUAAAGGAUUUGUACACUUCGUUAAGGACUACAGGCUAUGUUCCUGACACUGAAUUUGUUCUCCAUGACAUCGAUGAAGAGCAGAAGGAGAGUUCCCUUCUGUACCACAGUGAGAAGCUUGCUGUUGCUUAUGGCCUUCUUGUUACACCCAAGGGCAUGCCUAUACAGAUAAUGAAGAACCUUAGAAUAUGUGGUGACUGUCACACUUUCAUCAAGUUUGUGUCACAUGUCACCAAGAGAGAUAUUGACAUUAGGGACGGAAAUCGGUUUCAUCAUUUUAGGAAUGGAAGUUGUUCAUGUGGUGACUUUUGGUGAUACCCUGUUUUGACUUCUUUGUUUUCUACAAGCCCCAAAGAAGAUACAUUAUGAUGAUUCCAGAUGAGAUGUUGGGUUGCCAUUCAGAAGUUUUUGUUGAGUUAUAACACACAAAGCAGAGAAGAAUAUACUGACUGACUUUGUUGCUAUGCUGUGUCCUGCUAACGGGUUCCUGGAUGCAAUAUUGAGAUAGUCAACAAUCUGUUAACCCCCCUAGAAACGCCUGGACUGGAAUCUGGUGAGUGCUUAAAAUAUUUGCUUUUCGCUGCAUGUCAAUUAUCAAUCUAUUGUACAGCAAACCUUGUGAUCAUUUGCAUGGUAGCUUAACAAGAAGAAACAAAGGGAAGCUAGAUAGGUGCAGCUGAAAGACUUCAACACCACCUCAUUGCUCGUGCAAGAGCGCGAUGUUGCAUGACAGAUAAACUAUCAAUGUAUAUCAACUGUAUGCAGGCAAGUUGACACUAUUGAUGAAAAGUGACAUUUCCUGUGUCGCCUAAUUCCUGUUCUCUUACCAUGUGUGUUCAGUGUAACGGCCUAGUCUUAGUAUUGUAUAGGAUUCUUUUCUAUCAAUGCAAUGAAACGCAAAGCUUUUGUGUGUCCUUGGGAAAUCCUAUGGCUCGACAAAAGAAGAAAUGGACACUGAAUUCAUACCUCUUCCUA
This is a messenger RNA of Hordeum vulgare subsp. vulgare (domesticated barley), 3485 nucleotides long. Its product is annotated as pentatricopeptide repeat-containing protein At4g14050, mitochondrial-like. Gene Ontology annotation, molecular function: protein binding; RNA binding; zinc ion binding. The transcript has a single exon. Lineage: Eukaryota; Viridiplantae; Streptophyta; Magnoliopsida; Poales; Poaceae. Bases 18 to 2825 code for a protein of 935 amino acids. The record is from RefSeq and is a predicted model, not a curated record. Gene Ontology annotation, biological process: RNA modification.